AUGCUCUCAGAUGGACUGAGUUCACACUGUAAACUGGAGAUACUGAGGUGUUUCACUAUCUUACAUUUCACUAUAGAUGGAAAGGAAGGCUGUUCUGUUCUGGCAUCAGCUCUGACUUCAAACCCCUCAUAUCUGAGACAGUUGGACCUCAGCUGCAAUCAUCCAGGAGAAUUAGGUGAUGCUUGUGAGCUCACACUGGACCCAAACACUGCACACACACAUCUGUUUCUGUCUGAGGGGAGCAGAACUAUGACACAUGUAGAAGAGGUGCAGUCGUAUCCAGAUCAUCCUGAGAGAUUUGAGUGCUAUCCUCAGGUUCUGUGCAGAGAGAGACUGUCUGGAUGCUGUUCCUGGGAGGUUGAGUGGAGUGGGAAGAGUGGAGUCUAUGUUUCAGUGUCAUAUAAAGGUAUCAGGAGGAAAGGAGAGAGUAAUGACUGUGAGUUUGGAUCCAAUGAGAAGUCCUGGAGGCUCAUCUGCUCUGAUAACAGUUUCUCAGCCUGGCAUAAUAAUAAGACGACUAAAAUGCAUCUACCGUCUUCCUCAUCUCGUUCUAAAAGGGUAGGGGUGUAUUUGGACUGGCCAGCUGGCACUCUCUCCUUCUACAGCAUCUCUGACACAAACAGAGUCACACACUUACACACAUUCCACUCCACAUUCCCAGAGCCUCUCUACGCAGGGUUUGGCCUUUAUUCUGGCUCCUCAGUGUCUCUGUGUCAGAUUGAGACGUCUCCUGUUGGAAAGAACUCAAACAACUGUGGGAAUGACAUAAAUACAGUUUUAACAAACGCUUAG
Molecule: messenger RNA, 792 nt
Organism: Ctenopharyngodon idella (grass carp)
Lineage: Eukaryota; Metazoa; Chordata; Actinopteri; Cypriniformes; Xenocyprididae
Product: stonustoxin subunit beta-like
Exons: 3
Coding region: 1-792 (263 amino acids)
Molecular function (GO): protein binding
Source: RefSeq, a predicted model, not a curated record